UUAUUUUUUGCAUCAUACGCCCACUCACCCGCGCAUGUCCUUCAACUUCACUGCUCACCUUUCCUGAGGGUAGUAAUAUGAGGGUAGUUCAUCUAUUUGGCAUUGCUUCAAUGCCAGUUUUGAAAGUACUGAUAGUCACAGCACUUGGCUCUUUUUUAGCUUUGGAUGGUGUCAAUGUCUUGGGUGCGGAUGCAAGGAAGCAUAUCAAUCAACUUGUUUUUUAUGUACUUAAUCCAGCUCUAAUAGGCGGCAACUUGGCUAAAACAAUCACCUUUGAAAGCAUUCUACUGCUGUGGUUUAUGCCAGUCAAUAUUCUUAUUACCUUUAUUGUUGGUUCGGCACUUGGUUGGAUACUUAUUAAAAUCACAGCUACUCCUCAACAUUUAAAAGGCCUUGUAUUGGGUUGUUGUGCAGCAGGAAACAUGGGAAAUAUGCCUUUAAUUAUCGUUCCAGCACUCUGCAAAGAGACAGGCAGCCCUUUUGGACCACCUCAUGUUUGCGAGGCUUACGGAUUAGCUUAUGCUUCACUUUCUCUGGCGAUAGGUGCUGUUUACUUGUGGUCCUAUGUUUAUAACAUGAUGAGAAUUUUAGCAAAUGGUGAUGCUAACAUCAAAGACACUCAAGAAAUAUCAAAAGAAGAUCUUCUUCCUUCCAAAGAAUGCCCCGAUUCUGCUGAGUUUACUAUUCCUUUACUGCACCCUGCCACAGAGUCUGAUAGAAUUGUUCAGAGUUUGUCAUGGAGACAAUUGUGGGAUAAGAUCAAACAAUGCAUAGGGAUGAUCUCAAAAAAACUUAAUCUCAAGGCCAUAUUUGCACCCUCAACUACAGGAGCGAUUGUGGGAUUUAUCGUCGGAGCAGUCCCUCAAAUUCGGAAUUUGUUGGUUGGUGCUAAUGCUCCUCUUCACGUACUUGAAGACUCAGCCUCUUUUGUUGGGGAUGCAGCAAUCCCAAUUGUGACACUCAUAGUCGGAGGAAACCUUCUUAAAGGUCUAAAGGUGUCAGGAGUUCGGUUAUCGCUGAUAUUAGGAAUACUAGCAGUUCGGUAUGUGUUGCUUCCUCUGGUAGGGAUUGUGACUGUUAAAAAUGCAGUUCGGUUUGGUCUUGUGAGUUCGACGGAUCCAUUAUACCAGUUUAUCCUUUUGCUGCAAUUUGCUGUUCCACCAGCAAUGAACAUUGGUACAAUGACCCAAUUGUUUGGGACUGGACAGAAUGAAUGUUCUGUGAUACUGCUGUGGACGUAUGGUUUGGCGUCGGUUUCUCUUACGCUAUGGUCAACUCUUUUCUUGUGGAUGGUCACAUAAUCUGACACCAAUUCAACUUGUAUCAUAACUUGAGAAUUACAAGACA
Molecule: messenger RNA, 1347 nt
Organism: Mercurialis annua (annual mercury)
Lineage: Eukaryota; Viridiplantae; Streptophyta; Magnoliopsida; Malpighiales; Euphorbiaceae
Product: protein PIN-LIKES 3-like
Exons: 10
Coding region: 78-1301 (407 amino acids)
Biological process (GO): endoplasmic reticulum to cytosol auxin transport
Cellular component (GO): membrane
Source: RefSeq, a predicted model, not a curated record